AUGAAUACUGGCUCUGGCAUUAACAAUUUCACCAGCUCGGUUUUGCCUGCAGCGCUUGGUAAUCUCACCAGAUUGCGCUCUUUGAGUUUUGGCUCAAACAACUUGCAAGGAACAUUGCCUCGCGAAUUGGGAAAUCUGACGUUGUUAGAUCAGCUAUAUAUUGACAGCAGUGGAUUGAGUGGACCAAUCCCUCAAGAACUCUCAAAUCUCGCAUCACUUCAAACAAUAUGGAUGUCGGAUAAUGGCUUCACAGGAGAACUCCCUGAAUUCUUGUCCACUUUCACUGAACUCAAAGAUCUGAGAGUUGAAGGAACAAAUCUCAAGGGCCCAAUUCCCAACAGUUUCAGUGCUCUAACAAAACUGGAAAACCUGAGAAUUGGUGAUCUUAACGUUGGCGAAAGUGACAGUUCUCUUGAUUUCUUAGAGAAUCUGACUAGUCUCUCCAUAUUAUCAUUGAGAAACUGCCAAAUCCGAGGCCCAAUCCCACAACGGCUGAGCACUUUCCCCAACCUUACAUUCUUGGACUUGAGCUUCAAUAAGCUGACGGGGCAGAUACCGGCUUCAUUCAAGGAUUUUUCUUCGCUCAAGUAUCUAUAUCUUGGAAGUAAUAACAUCGACGGAGUUUUACCUUCUGAUAUAGGUUCAAAACUACUUGCACUAGACGUAUCUUUCAAUCCUCUUACUGGAAAUAUCCCUCUUGAUGGAGCCAUAAACACAGUCGGCACUUCCAUCAAUGAUGUAAAUCUCAAGAACCAGAAGGCCUCUACCAUGCUGCAGUGCCUUGAUCAAAAUAUUAACUGCAAAAACAAAGCUCCAUCAAAUUCAUUUGCUGUCAACAGUGGUGGUCCGGAGCAAGCUGACACAAAUGGCUCCGUAUACGACGACGACUCGGAGAAGCUAGGAGCAGCCUCGUUGUACACAAGCAGCAGCAACAAAUGGGCAGUGAGCAGCUCCGGAGUCUUCAUAUCCAACAUAAAUGGGCCAAUUUAUAUAGCUCAAAACAGACUCCCAAAUCGCAAAACUCUCGACUCCGAGCUCUACAAAACAGCAAGAAUCGCUCCCGCCUCGCUCAGAUACUACGGCCUCAGCCUAGAAAACGGAGUCUACCGGGUGGAGCUCCAUUUUGCUGAGGUGGUGAUGGAUUACGACUCCGCUUCUUGGGAGGGCCUUGGCCGGCGCGUCUUCGACGUCUACAUUCAGGUAUUCGAGUGUUUGCAAGAUUUCAACAUAGUAAAAGAGGCCGGCGGGUCGAAGAGGGCGUUAAUCAAGACGUUCAAUGCCAACGUGACGAACACGCUGAUCGACAUUCAUCUGAUGUGGGCUGGGAAGGGGACUUGCUGCAUUCCACGGCAGAGCACGUUUGGCCCUUUGGUUUCGGCAAUUGCUGUUUCUCAAGUGUCAGCGUACGAGGAUUCGUCGAAGGGCGAGGGGAAGCGGGUGGGGAGGAUUGUGGGGAUUGUGUUUGGGUGUGUAGGAGGUUUGGUGGUAGCAUGUGGUGUUGCAUAUUUCUGGUGGACCAAGAAGGAAUCUGGUGACCUGAAGAUUUACACACAAGCUCCCAAAGAUUAGUUUAUGAAUUAUGAUGAAUGAAUCAUGUUUGUUUUAUUGUGUGUGUGUGUGUGUGUGUUGUUUGAAUCGAAAUCUAUAUAUGCUUGCUUCCAAUUGUGUCAAAUCAGAUUAGUUUAUAA
Messenger RNA from Salvia splendens (bonfire salvia), 1688 nucleotides. Its product is annotated as probable LRR receptor-like serine/threonine-protein kinase At1g56130. Bases 1 to 1569 code for a protein of 522 amino acids. Lineage: Eukaryota; Viridiplantae; Streptophyta; Magnoliopsida; Lamiales; Lamiaceae. The record is from RefSeq and is a predicted model, not a curated record. Gene Ontology annotation, molecular function: protein binding. The transcript has 16 exons.